UUUUGAAGCAAGCGAGACUCUGUGACUGUGCAUAUGCCAAUACAAUUUGACUGUGUGUUUUUAUUAAACUCGAGCGAAUAGAACACGCGAAUGGCAAAUAGAAAAGAAGUUGCGCAUUAAAAUCGGCGCUAUACAUUGCAAUUGCAAACAGUGGCAACAGCAGUAGAAAUUAAUUUAAAAACGAAACAAGCUGGUACAGCCAUAAGCGAAAAUGAUGAACGGCAGUAAACCAGGCGUGGUUCUUAAUUGCCGCACAUGCACCCGUGCAUGUAAACAAUACAAAUCGCUGCAAGACGAAAUUGAGAUCGGACCUGAGGGCAGCACCACGCUAGCCAAUAUGCUUAAUUUUUGCUCCAGUCUGUCAUUCGAGCCCCAAGAUGGAGCUGCGAUGCCCCAACACAUUUGCAUGCACUGCCUGCAGUUACUGGAGCAAGCAUUCAACUUCAAGCGCAUGGUCAUUGACUCCGAUGAGCUGCUGCGACUUGGGCUUGAGGAGGUUGACAACAAUGCCAAUGUCAAUACUAGCAACCAGGAGUAUGUUAUGAUCGAGCUGCUUGGUGAUGAGGCUGAGCCCGAGUCUGCCGCCAAACAGGACUCCAGCGUGCACGAUGUCGCUGCGCUUGUCGAAUCAUACAGCGAGCAAGAGCCAGAACAUGAGGAAUUUGUCGUUGAAGAUGUUUGCGUAGAUGCAGAAGAAGAAGUUGGCGCAGAAACAGAGACAGAGGAUACUAUCGAACCACUUAACGAUUUUCAAGCGGCUGACAUUGAGUAUGUGACAAUCAAAAGCGAAUACGAUUCGCAGGUAGAGGACGAAGAUGACAUCGAAAUUAUGGACUCCCCACCUCUCGAAACUGUCAGUGAGCAAAUGCAAAUUCAAAUGUUGGAUGACCAAAUGGUCAUGAUGUCUGGCGAGGAGCCUAUCGAUGAGGUAAUUGGCGAAGUCGAAGGUGACGAUAUACUAGAUAUCGAGCGUGAGGAGCAUUUGUUGACUGGCGAUAGUGAGGAAGGCGAGGAAUUUCUGGAUGAUUCCGUAGAUGGUUCUACCUCGAAUCCAGUUGUUGCCGGACCAGGAGUCGAAGUGCUACCGCAUGUUUGUCAUGUGUGCAACAAAGCAUUCCGCCAACAGUGCCGUCUAAAUCAACAUAUGCGUUCCCAUGUGGACGAAAAGCUUUACUCGUGCGAGAUAUGCGGCAAAAAGCUGAAGCAUUUGCGCAACUACAAGGAGCAUAUGCUGACUCAUACAAAUGCCAAGCCGCAUCAGUGCUUGGUCUGUGCACGUUUUUAUCGCACCACAUCUAGCUUGGCUGCACACAUGCGUACACACGCCGAGGAUAAACCAUAUAAAUGCGAUCAAUGUGGGCGCAGCUAUGCGGCAUUCGAUCAUUUACGUCGGCACAAACUGACGCACACCGGGGAGCGUCCCUAUGCAUGUGAUCUGUGUGAUAAGGCGUACUAUGAUUCGUCGUCACUCCGCCAGCACAAAAUCAGCCAUACAGGAGAGAAGGCAUUCACCUGUGAAAUUUGCGGCGUUGGACUGUCACAGAAAUCUGGCUAUAAAAAGCACAUGCUGGUGCAUUCCGGCGAAAAGCCGCACAAAUGUCACAUCUGCGGACGUGCCUUUACCUUCACCAGUAACCUGAAUGCCCACGUACGCUUGCACUCCGGCGAGAAGCCGUUUAAAUGCGACAAAUGCAUGAAGGCAUUCCCUACCAAAAAGCGCCUUAAUAGUCAUAUGCGUGUCCACAACAAGGAAGCGCCAGUUACCACAACAAGCAAUACCAUCGGCACAAAUACUGGGCCCAUCGGCAACAUGCAUACUGAUCGUGUGAACGUCGUGGCGGCUGGCCGUCGCACAGCCAUGAAUAUGCCCGAUGUUAUUGAUCAGCAGGUCUCCACCUCCAAAGUAGUUGUCGUGCUUUAAAUGCCGUAGUAACUAAGCCUAGCUUUUACAUUUACAAUCUAGAAAUCUACACCUACCUAUGUAUAUAGCUAUAGAUAUUUGUAUGUACGUACACGGUCAUGUUCAUCUAUCGCUAUUUGCCAACGACAAGCUUGUGAUUUCUGAAACCGUAAAUGUGCUUUACAAAGAAUCGCAGACUUAAGACAAAUAUCCUGAUCCACGAAUACAGAUAAAACUAAAAAUUGUAAAAGAAAAAAAUUUUACAUUUUUUAACGUAAUCCC
Messenger RNA from Drosophila hydei, 2182 nucleotides. RefSeq names its product zinc finger protein 436. Lineage: Eukaryota; Metazoa; Arthropoda; Insecta; Diptera; Drosophilidae. Gene Ontology annotation, cellular component: nucleus. Gene Ontology annotation, molecular function: DNA-binding transcription factor activity, RNA polymerase II-specific; RNA polymerase II cis-regulatory region sequence-specific DNA binding; zinc ion binding. The record is from RefSeq and is a predicted model, not a curated record. Gene Ontology annotation, biological process: regulation of DNA-templated transcription. The coding region runs from base 212 to 1921 and encodes 569 amino acids. The transcript has 2 exons.